Messenger RNA from Eucalyptus grandis, 1029 nucleotides. RefSeq names its product rust resistance kinase Lr10-like. Bases 1 to 1029 code for a protein of 342 amino acids. Gene Ontology annotation, molecular function: protein kinase activity; ATP binding. Gene Ontology annotation, biological process: protein phosphorylation. NCBI's taxonomy places the organism in Eukaryota, Viridiplantae, Streptophyta, Magnoliopsida, Myrtales, Myrtaceae. The transcript has a single exon. The record is from RefSeq and is a predicted model, not a curated record.
AUGGACAAUUUCUAUGCAGCCAACUACAUUGCAGCAAAAUUCAUACUUGGAACUCCAUUUAUGUUGAUACUUCUAAUCUAUAAGUGGAUGAGAAGGCACCAAGCAAUCGAUGCGAACAUCGAAGAAUUCUUACAAGCUCACAACAACUUUUUGCCCAUAAGGUAUUCUUACUCAGAUAUCAAGAAGAUUACAAAAAAUUUCAAAUGCAAAUUAGGUGAGGGGGGAUAUGGUUGUGUGUAUAGAGGAAUCCUUAGAAGUGGUAAUGAAGUUGCGGUAAAGAUUUUGAACAAAUCAGAAUCUAAUGGCCAAGAUUUUACUAGUGAAGUGGGCACAAUUGGAAGGAUCCACCACGUCAAUGUAGUGCAACUUGUUGGUUUUUGCUUCGACUACUCCAAACAAGCUCUAGUCAAUGAUUUCAUGCUGAAUGGCUCUUUAGAUAAACACAUUUCGAAUAAGGAUGGUGAUGAUCCUCUUGAUUAUAAGAAAAUGCAUGAGAUCUCUCUUGGCAUAGCUAGAGGGAUAGAGUAUCUACAUCGGGGAUGUGAUAUGCAAAUUCUACAUUUUGAUAUCAAGCCACACAACAUUCUCCUAGACCAAAGUUUCACUCCGAAAAUUUCUGACUUUGGACUCGCAAGACUUUAUCCCAUUGGCCAUAGCAUAGUAUCGUUGACUGUAGCAAGAGGAACCUUGGGUUAUAUGGCGCCUGAGCUAUUCUAUAAAGACAUUGGUGGCAUUUCUUAUAAAGCCGAUGUUUAUAGUUUCGGCAUGAUGUUGAUGGAAAUGGCCGGUAGAAGGAGAAAUAUAAAUGCACAUGCAGAGCAUUCAAGUCAAAUUUACUUUCCUUUGUGGGUUUAUGAUCAACUUGGCAAAGAAAAGGAGGUUGAAAGGGUAGAAAUCAUAGAAGAGGAAAGAGAAACAACAAGCAAGAUGAUAAUUGUUGCACUAUGGUGUAUCCAGCUGAGCCCUAAUGAUUGGCCAUCAAUGAGGAAAGUCCUAGAUAUGCUUGAAGGAGAUAUCAAUAAACUGUAG